Messenger RNA from Didymodactylos carnosus, 2226 nucleotides. The record is from the annotation of a GenBank genome assembly. NCBI's taxonomy places the organism in Eukaryota, Metazoa, Rotifera, Eurotatoria, Philodinida, Philodinidae.
AUGGCAAAAAAUCAAAUCAAUCCAACAACAGAUAAUAAUAAUUUCAAUUUGAAAACCAUAUUUCGUCGUGAAAAAUCAAUGGAAUUUGAAACAUCAUCUUUAAUGGAUAAUAAUCAAUUUGAAGAUGAACAACAAUCAAAGAAAAAAUGUAAAAAUAUUAAAUUAGAAAAUAUUGAAACAUUAAAUGAUAAUGAAAUAUCAGAUGAAGAUGAAAUUCUUCCAAAUAAUAAUGAAAUGACAAUAGCUGACAUAUUGGCAUUAAGACAAAUUGAAAAUUCAACACAAAUGAAUAAUACAAUAAAAAAUUCUAAACAGAAAGACAUAGAAGAUAAUGACAUCAAUGAUCAUAACAAGUCAGAAUCUACACUAUUUAGUUCAGUUCAUAAUCGUCACAUUCCAUUAGAAAUAAAUAAAAUUCCAUUAUCAGUUAAUAAUGAUGUUGUAUCAAAACGUCCAAAACGUUAUCAAUUUCCACGUGUAUUUACCGGUGAUGAUUUUUCAAGUGACAAUGAUAAUGACAAUAAUAAAUUAGAAAUAUUAAAUAAUAAUUAUAAUCAAUCAAAUGAGUUUAAUUAUGAUUUUCAAAUAUCAUCGGAUACAAAUUCACAUAAUACUAUACGAAAAACGAAACAUGAUGUCAAACGUUUUGUUAUGUAUAUUGAUGAAAAAUUUAGUGAAAAAUGUCAAUUACAUAAAAUUAAACCAGAUAUGUUAUGUAUAUAUUUGAAACAUUAUUUUGAAAAUACAAAAAAAUUUGAUGGUACCGAUUAUGAACCGGAUACAUUACGUAGUUUUCUUUUAAGUGUUGAACGUUAUUUAAAAUCAAAAAAAUAUGAAUAUAAUCUAAUGGAAUCAUCUAUAUUUCAAUCAUGUAGAAAUGUUAUAUUAGUUAAACGUGAUCAAUGGCGAAAAUUAGGUAAAACAACAUUUCAAACAAAUAUUGACAUAUUUAAUAUCAAACAUGAAUUAAUAUUACGUGAAAAAAAUUUAAUAAAUCGUGAAACACCAGACGGUUUACUAUUAGAAAUACUUAUUAAUAAUUCAAAAUAUUUUGAUCAAAAAUCAACGACAUUAUCAACAACGAAUAAUAAUAAUGGAUUUGAAUCAACAGUAAAUAAAUCAUUAUUAUGGGGAGAUAUUGAAUUAAUUAAUGAUGAAUAUUUAGAAUAUAAUAGAAAACAAACAAAAUUAAAUGAAGGAAAUUCAUGUAAUAAUACAACAUCUUCAUCAUCAAAUAUAAUACAUCCACGUGCCUAUGCUAAUCCUGCUGAUUUAUCUAAGUGUCCAGUACAAGCCUAUAAAAUGUAUACAUCUCAUCGUCCACAACAAUCAAAUACACUUCAAUCACCAUUUUAUCUUGUACCACGUAUAUCAAAUUUUCAACGUGUUUGGUAUAAAACAAUGGCAGCUGGUAAACAUCGUCUCGAUCAAUUAUUACAAAAUUCUAUGUCACGUGCCGGUAUACAAGGAAAAUUUCAAUUGAGUUCAAUGAAAAAAGUAAAAAGUAAAGACAUACUUCCAUCUUUACCAUUAUCAACAACAAUUGAGAAUGAAUCACUACCACUCUCUGUUAUAAUACCAUCAGGUACACAAUUUGAAGAGAAAGAUAGUCCUUCUUGUAAACAUCUAUCAAAACGUAAACGACAUAAUUCUCUUCUAUCUAUUGAACAACCAUUAAAUUUAUGUUUAAAUAAUACUGAUGAUGAUCAAAAAAGUUUAUCAUCUUCAACAUCAUCUUCAUCAUCAACAUAUUCAACGAAUGAUUGUAAUAAUAAUAGUAAAGAUGAUUUAGUAAUAAAAAUAACAAAAUCAAAUAUCAAUGAUAGAACACCAUUAUUAAAUGGUUUAUUAAAAAUGUCGACAACAACAACAACAACAACAUCAACAGCAACAACGCCAACUGUUAAUAAUGAAACGACAAAUAAUUUUGCUGUUGUUAAAGAGUCAUCAUCAUCAAUUUCAAAACAAAACAAUGAAUUUAUUUGGGAUGAAAGUGUAACGUUGAUAUUGAUGUCGGUGGCAAAACAAAAAGAAAAUCGAAUACAGAAAAUAAAUACUUUAAGAACAUAUUUAGAAGAUAAAAUGGGUGUUGUAGAAUUUUUAUGUUUAUAUCGGCAUUUUAAAUCCGAACCAAAACUGACAUUUCAAAAUACUGUAUGGGAACAUUAUCAACGUUAUUUACCAGUUCUAUUUACAUUACUGACAUUAGACAAUACGACAAAUUAA